GCAAAUGUUGAAAUCGAGUCAAGUUAUAUCUAUAUCAAGUUAUCUGAAUUAGAUGGAAAGAGCAUAUGUGAAAUGAAAUACAGCAUCAGUGGCAUUAAGAAACAGCUGGAAGGCGUUUAUACUCUAUAUAUACAGAAAUAUACAAACAAAAUGGGUGUAUCAAGAGAUAAUGGUAAGAAUAUGAAUAAAUUUUAAGCAGAAUAAGGAGCAUUACAGCCUUAAAAGCACUCUUUAUAUUAUGGGAAAACGCCAGACAGUAGAUAGAAAUGUUGAAAGCAUUUUAAAAUGUGCAGAGAAAAGAAGUUUGGUUGUUUUUAAUGAAAGAAACUGUAGUGGAGAAUGUAGCGUAAAGGAAAUUCAGCACAGUAGGGGGCAGUAGUGCAACAAACCGGAUGCUGUAAAACUCCGAAGAAGAAGAAGACUUCCUCCAGUCCUGCGGGAAGCAGCAGAGAGCCGGUCUAUCGGGCUGAAGAAGACAAACAUCGGCUCCAGAGCACUUGCUGCUGUCAUUCAGUGUCUUCGCUGCACUUACAGACGGGUUUUUUUCCUCCUGGAUCCAGCGGAAAGAACUCAUCGGGAUUCUUUUAUUCGUCUGUGAAGCCUGCUCUAAACCCCGCGCUCUUCAGGACACCCCGGCAGUGAAUAACAUGGGUGUGCGCCGAGCAUCCGAUUAGUUCAGAAAGUACAAAGAGAGAAAACCCUGCGCUUCACCUACUUCGGCGGGAGAUCGUUUUCUUCUACACGUCGGACCCCGGUUACACGCUUCCGCUGGGGUUUACCUCGGAUUCGGAGCUGGACGGUUCCGCGCUCUUCCACAGACACAAGGCCGAUUUCUGUCGCCCGAACCUCGCGAGCCACCAUGGCUAAAGUGCAGGUGCUGAACGUGGCUGUUCUGGAUAACCCCAGUCCUUUCGGAAACCCGUUUCAGUUCGAAAUCACAUUUGAAUGCAUGGAGGACCUGCCUGAAGAUCUUUCAUCUCGGUGGAAGAUCAUCUAUGUGGGCUCUGCAGAGAGCGAGGAGUACGACCAGAUCCUGGACUCGGUUCUGGUCGGCCCAGUUCCGCAGGAAGACAUAUCAUUCGGGUUUGAUUGACAGGCGGAUGCUCCAAACACGGGGCUGAUCCCGAGAGCGACGCGGUGGGGCGUGACCGUGAGUGCUGAUCACGUGCACCUAUCGGGGCAGGAGUUCAUUCGCGAUCGGCUACUCGUGAACAACGAGUACCACGGACCCGAGCUGCGGGAGAACCCGCCGGUCAAACCCGACUACACACAGCUGCAGAGGAACAUCUUGGCCUCUAACCGCGUGACCCGUUUCCACAUCAACUGGGAAGCGGCGAUGGACAAGAUGGAGGAUUCGGAGAAUGUAGACCCGCCCCAAUGCCAUGCUCCGCCCUCCUCCAUGCCCGGCAAAGCGCCCCUCGGACUCAUGCCCGACAACUCUAUGGACUGCUUAUAAAGCGCGAACGCGACCGCAACCUCGCUCGUGAAGUAAUAAAUGUGUUCUUUUGUAUUUAUACACCUACAGUUGUCCCACACGUGCUCUUAGCGCUGAGAUCGGGCGCGACAGCAGGGGCCGGACCUGCAGCACCAGCAGACGUGGACUGUUCUCUUCUGUUUUUCUGUGGUGCACAUCACUAGUGAGGUGAAUCCCAUAAA
Messenger RNA from Puntigrus tetrazona (Sumatra barb), 1656 nucleotides. RefSeq names its product anti-silencing function 1Bb histone chaperone (gene asf1bb). The record is from RefSeq and is a predicted model, not a curated record. Gene Ontology annotation, cellular component: nucleus. Gene Ontology annotation, molecular function: histone binding. Gene Ontology annotation, biological process: DNA replication-dependent chromatin assembly. Lineage: Eukaryota; Metazoa; Chordata; Actinopteri; Cypriniformes; Cyprinidae.